AUGGCGGCCUACAAGGAGGAUUUGGUCAGCGCUCUCGAGUCUUCGCUACAGGUAAACGUUUUAUGUCGUCUUGCUAAAUCUAUUUUUCCUUUAAAGGAUUACAUUUUGAGAGUUUUCAUCUCAUUUCAACAGUCCUGCGUAUCGCUUUUUCUUGUCACUGACAACGUUGAGAAAGAUGGCAAGAUGGUGGAUGUCAACCAAAGCGGUGAGCUUUGCCUAGUUUUAAGCUUUUUGUACUUUUACUGUCACUAAUGGUUAAAAUAUUGAUGAUAUGAAACUACCACAUCUUAAAGUUGAUUUAAAUUGCCUAUGGGAAAUAAUCAAACAUGUUUUAACGUUGUUUUAGGGGUGGAAGCCUGCAUCAAGAGAUUUCUUGAUUCUGCAAAGUCCUUAGAAGCCGAUUUUCUACGAAAACAAAUGUACAGCCGGGUGAAUCAUCCCCAAGAAGUCACAAAGGAGGUAAUAAUAGACUAUUUACAGUUAUAGCACUGUUUUGAGCUUGAUACCCUAGCCCAAUGCAUCAGUCAUUUCCAGCUGCACCCAUUCCCCCUUCCUAAGGGGCCACUGUGGGGCAUUUGCCUGCCUUAUCAGUCUCGGGGGUGGGGCAUUAGCAAGUUCUGCAUGGCCCAGGGGCCAGGCAUUUGCCUACCCUGGGGUCAACCCUGCAAUUUUGAUACGCACGUGGUUUCCAAUGCUAAUAAUACUAAAUAUGGAGGUUUUUACUGGAAACACAAGCAGAUUGACAGAUUGGCUUAUCUAUCAAGGUCGUGAAAAACUUGUAGAGGCUUUUAAAAGCAUGUUCCUCGAUGUUAUGCAUGUAUUUCUUUAGUGCUUAUCAAGGCAGGACUUACACUGCUAAAUCGGGAGCUAUCGACAUACGUGAAUCUACUUUUUCUUUUUAUUGAAUCAAAUCUCUUUUGAUUUAGGAUUUGAGUAAAAUUUAGGGGUAAUGAUUUUAAUACCUUCUAUCAUCAUGUAUGAUCAAUCUAUUAUUUGAAGAACUUCCUUUCGUAUUAUUUAACUUUUCAGAACAGAUCGCUUUAUACACCAUUACUGAUUUUAAUUUUAUGGCACUUUGUACCCAAAUAACAGAGCUGUUUAAUAUAGUAGAAGCCAUUUAACUUUUAUUUUCUUUUUUUCUCUCCAUUUAUUAGGAAGUUGAAAGAAUGAGAGCUGAGCUAGUACAGAAAGAAGGGCUGCUGAAAAGAACACGAGAGAGAGUAGCUGCUUGGGCUCAUACCUUUCAAGAUCUUGAAACAAGACAAACGAGACUUCACUUAGCUGAUAUUGUAUCAUAA
Porites evermanni is the source of this 1298-nucleotide messenger RNA. Lineage: Eukaryota; Metazoa; Cnidaria; Anthozoa; Scleractinia; Poritidae. The record is from the annotation of a GenBank genome assembly.